Molecule: messenger RNA, 3843 nt
Organism: Loxodonta africana (African savanna elephant)
Lineage: Eukaryota; Metazoa; Chordata; Mammalia; Proboscidea; Elephantidae
Gene: NFXL1
Product: nuclear transcription factor, X-box binding like 1
Exons: 23
Coding region: 365-3112 (915 amino acids)
Biological process (GO): regulation of DNA-templated transcription
Cellular component (GO): nucleus
Molecular function (GO): zinc ion binding; RNA polymerase II transcription regulatory region sequence-specific DNA binding; DNA-binding transcription factor activity, RNA polymerase II-specific
Source: RefSeq, a predicted model, not a curated record
GGCGGGGGCUUUUGGGAGUUGUAGUCGCUAGGGGCGGGCACUGUCGGUAAGGAGACGUAGCUUUCCUUGGGGUCCGCUACUGCAGUUGGCUCUGGGCUGGAGCCGCUGGGUCAGUUUGCUGCUCUCCUCGUCACGGGGCUUCUGACGCUGAAGCAGUGCUUUCCUUUUCUCGGGCUCUCCCUCACUGGCGCUCCGUGCUCUUUGCCCCCGCAGUCCAUAUUUCUUCCUAGUCCUCUCCCUCUGUGGUCCAUCUCCAGCGCCCGGGCUUAGGUGGGACUCGCCCUCGAGGAGAGGCAGGGCCGCGACCUUCUCAGCCCCGUCCCAGCCCUGCAGGGACCUUUCUCUUCGUUUCCUCACACCAGGUAUGGAAGCUUCCUGGCGCCAGGUGGCCGGUGGCCGAGGCCGAGCCCGAGGGCGGGCCACUGCGGUCCCCUCCUCGGGAAAUGGAGUCCGUCUCCGUGGCGCCGGAGGAGGUCGGGAGAAGCGGUCGGUGGACGCCGCUCGUCCUGGCCCCAGCCCAGCAGGAACCGUGGCCGCUGGGACUGCAGGUGGCUCAGCAGGGAACGGCCCUGCCGGAUCUGAAGCACUGCGGACUUCCGUAGCCAGUGAGUUAAUGUCGCAGAGGAAAUUUGAGGAAAUCAAGAAGGCUAAUCAAGCUGCAGCCAAAAAACUUGUUGAAGAACAUUUUAGCUCUUCAUCUGAAGAUGAAGGAGAUGACGAUUUUGAAGGAAAACAGAGGAAAAUAGUUGCUAAUACUUUUAUAACAUACACUACUCAGACAGAUGGAGAUACACGUGAAUUAGAACGAACAAAACAGUAUGUAAAUGAAGCAUUUCAAGCAGGGGCUAUGACAUGCUUAAUUUGUAUUGCUUCAGUGAAGAGAAACCAAGCAGUCUGGAGCUGUUCAGGAUGUUUCUGUAUAUUUCACAUGCCUUGUAUCCAGAAGUGGGCUAAGGACAGCCAGUUUCUUGUAUCUUCUUUGACUGAUGAUGACUUUGAAAAUAGAGAUUAUCCCUGGCCUUGUCCAAAAUGUAGGUUUGAAUACAAACGAUCUGAAAUGCCUAGUAGGUACUAUUGCUAUUGUGGAAAAGUAGAAGAUCCACCUUUAGACCCGUGGCUGGUGCCUCAUUCAUGUGGCCAAGUAUGUGAGAGAGAAUUUAAACCUCCUUGUGGCCAUAAAUGUUUACUCCUCUGUCAUCCAGGUCCCUGUCCUCCUUGUCCAAAGAUGGUCACAACUACUUGUUACUGUAAGAAAGCAAAACCAAUCCCUCGUAGGUGCAGUGCCAAGGCAUGGUCCUGUCAGCUGCAGUGUGGGCGGAAGUUGCUUUGUGGACAACAUAAGUGCGAAAAUCCUUGUCAUGCAGGGAAUUGUCAGCCUUGUCCAAGAGUUAGUAGACAGAAGUGUGUCUGUGGCAAAAAAGUAGCUGAAAGAAGUUGUGCAAGUCCACUGUGGCACUGUGAUCAAGUAUGUGGGAAAACACUGCCAUGUGGUAAUCAUACAUGUGAACAAGUUUGCCAUGUUGGAGCUUGUGGAGAAUGUCCUCGAUCUGGGAAGAGGUUCUGUCCAUGUCAGAAAUCAAAGUUUUCUUUGCCUUGUACAGAAGAUGUGCCAACAUGUGGAGACAGUUGUGACAAAGUACUUGAAUGUGGAAUCCAUAGAUGUUCACAGCGUUGUCAUCGAGGUCCUUGUGAAACAUGUAGACAAGAAGUGGAAAAGCAUUGUCGCUGUGGAAAGCAUACAAAGCGAAUGCCGUGCCAUAAGCCUUACCUGUGUGAAACUAAGUGUGUUAAGAUGCGUGACUGUCAGAAGCAUCAGUGUAGGAGAAAGUGUUGCCCUGGAAAUUGUCCUCCUUGUGAUCAAAACUGUGGGCGGACUUUAGGAUGUAGAAACCAUAAGUGUCCAUCUGUCUGCCACAGAGGCAGUUGCUAUCCCUGCCCAGAAACUGUAGAUGUUAAGUGCAAUUGUGGUAUUACAAAAGUGACAGUACCCUGUGGGCGAGAACGUACCACAAGACCACCCAAGUGCAAAGAGCUGUGCAGUCGACCACCAACUUGCCAUCACACAAGUCAAGAAAAACAUCGCUGUCACUUUGGCUCUUGUCCUCCAUGUCAUCAGCCUUGCCAAAAAGUUUUGGAGAAAUGUGGUCACUUGUGUCCUGCUUCAUGUCAUGAUCAAGCAUUAAUAAAGCAAACUGGCAGGUACCAGCCUACAGGCCCUUGGGAGCAGCCUUCUGAGCCAGCGUUUAUUCAGACUGCAUUACCUUGCCCUCCAUGUCAGGUUCCUAUUCCUAUGGAAUGUCUUGGGAAACAUGAGAUAAGCCCACUACCAUGCCAUGCUGUAGGACCGUACUCUUGUAAGAGAGUUUGUGGACGAACCUUAGAUUGUCAGAAUCAUACUUGUAUGAAAGAAUGCCAUAAAGUAACUGUAAUUGAUGAUUGCACAGGCAAAAAUAAGGCUGGCCCAGAAUGCUUGCAUUGUGAGGAAGGGUGCUCUAAAUCACGGCCACUGGGUUGUCCUCAUCCCUGUGUUUUGCCCUGUCACCCUGGAGAAUGUCCUCCUUGUAUGCAGAUGGUUAGAAUAAAAUGUCACUGCAAGAUCACAAGCCUAUAUGUGGAAUGUAGAAAAAUAACCACAGCUGAUGUAAAUGAAAAGAAUCUCCUCAGUUGUUGCAAAAAUCAGUGCCCUAAAGAGCUUCCUUGUGGUCAUAGAUGCAAAGAGAUGUGCCAUCCUGGUGAAUGUCCUUUUAAUUGCAAUCAGAAGGUAAAACUUAGAUGUCCCUGCAAGAGAAUAAAAAAGGAUUUGCAGUGCAAUAAAGUACGUGAAAAUCAGGUCUCAAUAGAGUGUGAUGCAACAUGCAAGGAAAUGAAGCGGAAAGCCUCUGAGAUAAAAGAAGCAGAAGCCAAAGCUGCUCUUGAAGAGGAAAAACGAAGACAGCAGGCUGAACUGGAGGCUUUUGAAAAUAGACUGAAAGGUCGUCGCAAGAAGAACAGGAAAAGAGAUGAAGUGGCAGUUGAGUUAUCACUGUGGCAAAAAUACAAAUAUUAUCUCCUUCCAGUGUGUGGAGUUGUGGUUGUAGUAUUUGCAUGGUACAUCACUCAUGAUGUGGAUUAAAAAGUUUUGAUCUUUUAAUAUACCUCAGAUUAAAUUUAGAUGAAUUGUUACAUUUAGAAUACUAGAAAGUAUAUAUUGUAGAACAUGACAUAAUUCACGUUCAUCUCUGUAGUCUCUUCCAGCUGUUAGAAGGACAGAAUGUUAAGCUUUAUCUUAAUUAGUGUACUAGAAAGGGCAAUAUAACAGUGUUUAAGGUAAAAAGCAUGACUUAAACUUAUAAAAAAUAUUUAUUAGGCUUAGCUUGUGGCAGAAUAACAUGUUAGUUGUUCACUGUGUUUCCUUGUGUUAACUUAGUUGUUUUAUUUAAUAUUUCAAAUCAACUUUUUUUUUCUUUUUUGUAAAAUUAAGAUGAAACUAAGCCAUAUAUGCAGACAGGAAUAUUUCUCAAUGUUUUAUGUACUUACUAGAAGAAACUUUUCUUGAUCAUGGAACUUUGUACUUUUUUAAAAAGUGAUUCUCUAAAAGACCUUAAAUUGUAAAACGGAUUCCAGAAGUUGAUUUACUAGUGAGGAAUUUGUAUCAGCCACUGAUAUAAAUUUUCGUGUAGUAUGUUCCUCAGAGGAAAAUGUAAUUGUUAUUAACAAAUGCCAGACUAGAUUCCUCACACGUGGCUAUUUCUUGUGUUGUAAGAAGCUUUUAACUGAAGUUGGCAUGUUUUGUAAAACUUUGUGUCUUUUCAAAAUCAUAAUAAAAGGAAACUAAUAUUUAUGAGCAAUACGUGCUGAGCACAG